GCGACUCUCGUGCCUGUGCUCGUGUGUACGUUUCGUCGGCAGACGCGCGUGUCGUCGGCGGCAAGUAAAAUGGUGCGCUGUUUCCUCGUGCACACGGUGUGCCCGGUGAGCGCGCUGUGCCCCGCGGAGAGCCGCGUGCUGUACUCCGCCGUCUUCGGGCCGGAGGAGAGCGUCCCGAGCCGCCGAGGUGGAGGUCUUGGGCUGGAGGAGAGGCGGCUUCUUCGGAAAGAACAGGUGCUGGUGGUGGCAAGGCAGGUGCAGAGUGCGGCCACCCUGUCCCGGGAGGCCUCUGGCAGGGUGCUGGUGGAGACUGUGCCGGGGGAGGAGAUCUUGGCCCUCCAGGAGGCCGACAGCGGAGUGUUGAGGUUGAGAGCAGGAGACCCCUUCUCCGGCGAGAGGAGUGCACUGUGGCUGGCCGUCCAGAGCCUGGGCUUCACGCUAGUCUGCGAACCCCACGAGAACCUGCUGCUGGCUGAGACGACGCUGCGGAACCUCGCCCGACACUGUCUGGAGGACCUACGCAUGCUGGGGCCUGGGAGCGAGGUCCUGCUGAAGAGCGACCGCAUCGACGUUCUGCUCAGCCGUCUGCUUCCUCACGGACAGCUCCUCUUCCUCAACCACCGCUUCGCCCAGAGUCUGGAGAAAGAAGUGGCGGCCUACAUAGCCAAAUAAACCAGACUGUUCUGUGUGUUUGGCGGCACAGUGCGGGUCCAGCAAUGUGUGUCGCUGUUCUUAACCGAUGCGGUACCGAGGAUGACCGUUCCUCGUUUGAACAUCAAAUACCGGCGGUCAGUCUUCACAUCUCAGCAUCGCGUUUGUCACACGAUCCCAGCAGAUCUGCGUAAACAUCUGUGCACACAUUUUCACCUUCAGGACCGAGCCAGGAACACAGCCGAGCGCGAUAUCUACGCAACCCACACCGGUGUCCAGCACAGCAGAAUUGGACAUGGGUUGCCGUCUCUUUAAGCCCUGGGGAGGGCACUGUUGUUCCCCCCUGAAAAUGUCCCCGGCGUUGCGUGGCAUGAAGGACGCUGCAGAGGAGGACGGCUCUCGGCAACUGUAGCACACCAGGCUUUACAGUGCGGGUAGUGGGUUGAACACAAUAUGUUUGACUGCUGGUAGUUUGCACUCGUAGCCCGUUUCAUUUCAUUUCAUCGACGUGUGUGUGUGUAUGUGUGGGGGGUUAAUGGAAGUAUUCGGGGGGGGGGGGUAGUGAAGAUUUUGUGACGAUCCCCCCCUCCCCGAUCCACUGGUAUCCUGUCUCGUGUUUUGGGCUUUUCUGUACAGGGGCCUGGCGGGCAGAGCGUAAAGGGUCAUUAUAAUAUGCGUGGUGUGUCCUUGUGUAUAUAAGGCCGAGUCCUAUUUGGGACAACAGACUCCUACUGUCCAACACACUCUCUCUAUCUCUCUCUCUCUCUCUCUCUCUCUCUCUCUCUCUCUCUCUCUCUCUCUCUCGCCCCCCCCCCCUCUCAGGCUAUGGCUGUGAGAAGCUGUGGCUUCUCCCCCUAUUGUACCGUUAGGUUCUGCAUCAUAACACCCCUACAGCACAUGUCCACCCAGCGCAUUACUGAGCCCACUGGCUCAGUAAUCUGUAUAUUCACUACCUGUUUUUUCUUUUUUUUUUUUUUUUGGAAAUCGACUCUUAUGCUGUAAAUAAAUGGAGUCUAUUUUGCUAAUGAAACUGCUGCGUCUCCUAUCUUUAUUACAAUCUAAGAACCAGGCUAUGACAUUAUGCUGAGACUGGACCACCAUCUUAUAUAUAUAAGCUGAUGAGUGCGAGAUGCAUGAA
Lampris incognitus (smalleye Pacific opah) is the source of this 1789-nucleotide messenger RNA. RefSeq names its product adaptor related protein complex 5 subunit sigma 1 (gene ap5s1). Gene Ontology annotation, biological process: double-strand break repair via homologous recombination; endosomal transport. The record is from RefSeq and is a predicted model, not a curated record. Gene Ontology annotation, cellular component: late endosome; AP-type membrane coat adaptor complex; cytosol. The transcript has 4 exons. Bases 70 to 672 code for a protein of 200 amino acids. NCBI's taxonomy places the organism in Eukaryota, Metazoa, Chordata, Actinopteri, Lampriformes, Lampridae.